Molecule: messenger RNA, 1793 nt
Organism: Lingula anatina
Lineage: Eukaryota; Metazoa; Brachiopoda; Lingulata; Lingulida; Lingulidae
Product: tubulin-specific chaperone cofactor E-like protein
Source: RefSeq, a predicted model, not a curated record
UAUGUUGGGAAUGAGUCAUUAUUGUUGUGUUAAAAAUAAAUCUGAGCUUACUGAAUAUCUGGGCAACAUUCGCUCAGAAGCGCUAGAACUUAGCUAGAAUGAACAGGGGCAAUUUUUACAGAAAAUGGUAAUCAACAUUUGCAUUGUUCGUCUAAAUGCAGUGAUAAGAUCUAGAGACAUUGCAGAGUUCAUUGCUGUAGAUGUGAUGAAACUGCAUUCAGUUCGAGCUGAAUUUGGCAAAAAUCAGAACCUUGAACUUAUGAGAAUCAAUAAUAAUUUUUAGGACGGGAAGUAGAGACAUGAGCAUCUACAUUUGGUGCAGUAUUGGUGCAUAAACAUGGCUGCAGAAGCUACAGAACCAAAGACAUUUCUCAAAGCCCUCCAUGACAAGUAUGGGGACAAUGACAUACCUGAGGGCAAUGACCUGGUGUUGGUUAUGCAUGUUCCCAAUUCAGCACCAGGAAUGACAGACUCUGGCCAGUUGAUUCUUCCCCGGCAACUGGCAAUGAACUACCACAGUAUAACACAUGCAGGCAAUGAGGAAGAGAUUGCCAACCUUUGUGAUAAGGUGACAGAGCUAGACAUUGCCAACAAUUGUAUAUCUGACUGGAAAGAGAUAUUCAAGAUGAUGUCAGUUAUGCCAAAGAUUGAAAGCAUCAACUUUAGUUGUAACCCACUGAUGGCAGAGAUUGAUGACGAGGUUGGCAACCAAAGUUUUCCAAAUAUAAAACGCCUCAUCUUAAACAAGACUGGAGCAGCAUGGAGUACUGUGGAAGUGUUGCUGAAGAUUAUGCCAAGCGUUGAAGAACUACACCUUAGCCUCAAUGAUUACACAGAGGUGGAUCUCAAAGAAAAAUAUCCAAAUGUCGUCAACCUCCACUUCAAUGCCAACAAACUCAGGGACUGGGGAGAAAUAUGCAAACUGGGACGGGCCUUCCCAAAUCUUUGUAAUCUGGUGAUGGCAGAGAGUGAGAUGUCUCUUUGUGAUGACUUAGAAAUCGAGGAAAGUUUCCCAAAGGUGGUCAGUCUGAAUGCCAAUAAGAUUGGCAUCACCAGCUGGGAGGAGAUAGACAGGCUGAACAGUUUCCCUGCGCUCACUGAUGUUAGACUACAGGGAGUGCCACUGCUGGAGGAUAUGAAGGAAGAACAACGUAGACAGUUCCUUAUAGCCAGGCUGCCAAGGAUCAAUAGACUGAAUGGCAGUAAAAUCCAGGAAGAAGAAAGAGAUAAAGCAGAAAGAGCUUUUUUGAGACACUUCAUGGAUUCUGAGGAAAAACCAGAAAGAUAUAUGGAGUUAGAGAAGACCCAUGGUCAGCUUGACCCACUUGCUGACGUCAACCUGGGACCACCCACCCACACGGUCACUGUCAGGGUCACAUAUGACACGAAGGUAAGAAUGCUGAGCAUAUGCCUGGAUAACUCCAUUGUGGAUUUAAAAAAUCUGAUUCGCAAGCUUUUUGAAAUUCCAAAAGAAUGUGGCAUAGCAUUAUAUUAUAAUAAUGCAGAGGGCACUAUUCCCUACAGAGCGAGGGAGAUGGACCCCUCAAAAUAUGUGUACACUUACCUCUAUGAGGAUGGAUGUGACAUUACUGUAGAACCUCGUGAAAGGGAAGGAAGGAAGUGGAUAGAACCUACCGUACAUUUUGCAAUAAAGAAAAGUUUGACUGUAACACCACGCGAUUAAAUUAAACAAUCAGAACACAGUAUAAAAUCCAAAAUUUGUUUUUACUUUUGCAGUUAUUCAGUACUGAUGAUAAUGAAACACAUAUUACAAACAGUAAUGGAAAGUAAUU